Protopterus annectens (West African lungfish) is the source of this 1947-nucleotide messenger RNA. RefSeq names its product extracellular calcium-sensing receptor-like. Gene Ontology annotation, cellular component: membrane. The transcript is spliced from 4 exons. Gene Ontology annotation, molecular function: G protein-coupled receptor activity. Gene Ontology annotation, biological process: G protein-coupled receptor signaling pathway. Bases 1 to 1947 code for a protein of 648 amino acids. NCBI's taxonomy places the organism in Eukaryota, Metazoa, Chordata, Ceratodontiformes, Protopteridae. The record is from RefSeq and is a predicted model, not a curated record.
AUGCACUUUUUGUGCAGUGUACAUCAGCUUUUGUAUAAAUUGACUCAGAGCCAGGGCAAAACAGUAGUACAGCAGAUCAGCUAUGGGUCUGUGCUAGCUGUUUUGGGUGAUAAACAUCAAUUCCCUUCUUUUCUUCGCACCAUAAGUAACUUCACUGUUGAGGUUGUUGGUAUCACUCAGCUGAUGAAGCAGUUUAGCUGGACAUGGAUUGGCAUUCUAGCCUCUGAUAAUGACAUAGGAAGAGAAGGUAGCCAGGGCUUGCUGCAGGAACUUGCAAAGAGAGGCAACUGUGUAGCUUUUCUAGAAAUACUCCCUGCAUACAAUUCAAAAGACAGACUACGGCAAAUUGUUGAGAAGAUCAAGGCACCAUCAAUUAAAGUGAUAAUUGUCUGUUCCACACAGUUGUACCUUAUACCAUUAAUGGAGGAAGUCACAAUGCAGAAUGUAAGUGACAAAGUCUGGAUUGCGCCAACACAUUGGGGAUACUCUUUAGUGUUUUAUAUCAAAGAGAACUGGAAGACAUUAAAUGGAACUUUAGGUUUUGCAAAUUACAAUCCAGAAAUUCCUGGGUUCCAAGAAUUUGUGCACAACAUUACUCCUUCUCCAUUAAAUAAUGAUAAUUUUCUCACUCUUUUCUGGGAAACAGUUUUCCACUGUAAGUUGCUGUCUAACAAUAACACCGCAAUGUCUGCAGGUAAAGCCACUUCAUUUUGUACAGGGACUGAAAGUCUGAAGAAACUACAGACUUCAGUAUUUAAAUCCUAUAGCUUCCAAGAAGCACUCAGUGCAUACAAUGCUGCAUAUGCUAUAGCUCAUGGGCUGCACAGUCUGUUAUCCUGUGAUUCUAAAGAUGGGAUACCAAAGAAUGAAUCCUGUGCUUCUGUCACAAAUUUUCAUCCAUGGCAGGUCCCCCGUGCUGUGUGCAGUGAAAGCUGUGUUCCAGGAUAUAGGAAAUCCAAUCGAAAGGGACAGCCUAUAUGCUGUUUUGACUGUGUCCCAUGCUCUGAAGGAGAAAUAUCAAACCAUUCCAAUAGUAUUGACUGUACAAGGUGUGCAGAUGAUCAGUGGCCAACCUAUGCUCAAGAAAAGUGCAUUCCUAAAACAAUCGAAUUCCUCUCCUACAAGGAACCAUUGGGAGCUUCUUUAGCUGCUGUCAGUAUAAGCUGUGCCAUCAUUACUGCUUCUGUCCUCUGCAUCUUCAUCAAAUUUAAAGACACACCAAUCGUGAAAGCCAACAACCGGGACCUAAGUUAUCUGCUGCUGUUUGCUCUUAUUCUCUGCUUUCUAUGCUCUUUGUUAUUUAUUGGCUAUCCAAAAACAGAAACUUGCCUCCUUCGUCAAGUUGCUUUUGGUGUUAUUUUCUCCUUCAGUGUUUCCUGCAUAUUGGCUAAAACAAUCACGGUCAUCAUUGCUUUCAAUUCCACCAAACCUAACAGCCCCAUGAGGAAAUGGAUAGGAACUAAGACACCUGUCUCUGUGAUUAUAUUCUGCUCAUUGAUCCAAGUUUGCAUAUGUGUUGCCUGGCUUUCUACUGACCCCCCCUUUCCUAAUGCCAACAUGGUCAUAAAGCCUGGAACAAUCAUUAUGGAGUGUCAAGAAGGGUCCUCAACUGCCUUUGGUUGCAUGCUGGGAUACAUGGGUUUUCUGUCGCUUCUUUCUUUUGCAAUCGCUUUUCUGGCAAGGAAGUUACCUGCUACCUUUAAUGAAGCACAACUAAUAACCUUCAGUAUGAUUGUUUUUGUCAGUGUCUGGGCUUCUUUUAUCCCAGCUUACCUCAGCACUCAGGGAACAUACAUGGUUGCUGUAGAAGUGUUUGCUAUCUUGGCUUCUGGCUCUGGAUUGCUCUGCUCAAUAUUUUUUCCUAAGUGUUACAUUAUUUUGUUGAAUCCAGAAAAGAAUACCAAGAAACACUUAACUGGCAAGACAGACCAUAAUACUAUGAAAUGA